AUGACAAUCUACCAAGCAACCAACAGGACCAUCUUCAACUGGACAGACAGCCGCAUUGUUGAGUGGGAGAAAUUUGCUGAGCUGGCUAAAUACGAGCCAGAAUCCCAGAAACCAACAGUGAAAGCUCUCCUAAUUGUGGCGUACUCGGUCAUUAUCAUCAUGUCUCUCUUUGGGAACAUGCUGGUGUGCCAUGUGGUGCUGAAGAACAAGAGGAUGCACUCAGCCACCAGCCUUUUCAUCGUCAACCUGGCGGUGUCUGACAUUAUGAUCACGCUGCUCAACACACCUUUUACCCUGGUUCGGUUUGUCAACAGCACAUGGAUCUUUGGAAAGGCCAUGUGCCACAUCAGCCGCUUUGUGCAGUACUGCUCCCUCCACGUCUCCACGCUGACCCUAACGGCCAUCGCCCUGGACAGGUACCAGGUCAUCCUGAACCCGCUGAAGCAGAGGAUGUCACUGACGAAGGGAGCGCUGAGCAUCUCUGUCAUCUGGCUGAUGGCAACCUGCUUCUCCUUGCCCCAUGCCAUCUACCAAAAGCUGUUCCAGUAUAACUACAGGGAAGCCACUGUCCGGAGUUUGUGCCUCCCCGAUUUUCCUGAGCCCGCAGAGCUGGUCUGGAAGUACCUGGACCUGUCCACCUUUCUCCUUCUUUACCUCCUGCCUCUGCUAAUCAUCACUGUCACCUACACGCGCCUGGCCAAGAAGCUGUGGCUCCGCAACACCAUUGGAGACAUCACCACGCAGCAGUAUAUCACCCACCACAAGAACAAGAAGAAGAGCAUCAAGAUGCUGAUGCUGGUGGUGGUGGUCUUUGCUGUCUGCUGGUUCCCUCUCAACUGCUACGUGGUGCUCAUCUCCAGUCUAGGCAUCAAGACAAAGAACUCCCUCUAUUUCGCCCUGCAUUGGUUCGCCAUGAGCAGCACCUGCUACAACCCUUUCAUCUACUGCUGGCUGAACGAGAGCUUCCGCUCGGAGCUCAAGUCCCUCCUCUGCAUGUGCCAGAAGGUGCCUCAGGCUCAGGAGAACGUGCUGCUGCCCAUGGUCACGUCCUGCCGCGAGGCGUGGAUGGAGCAGGCCAGGUACAGGAAGGGACCUGCCUUGCAGACUGUUUGCUCCACUGUAAACAUCCAGACAGCCAACACAGACCUGUGA
Antrostomus carolinensis (chuck-will's-widow) is the source of this 1152-nucleotide messenger RNA. Its product is annotated as probable G-protein coupled receptor 83. Gene Ontology annotation, biological process: neuropeptide signaling pathway. Gene Ontology annotation, cellular component: plasma membrane. Bases 1 to 1152 code for a protein of 383 amino acids. The transcript is spliced from 4 exons. The record is from RefSeq and is a predicted model, not a curated record. Lineage: Eukaryota; Metazoa; Chordata; Aves; Caprimulgiformes; Caprimulgidae. Gene Ontology annotation, molecular function: neuropeptide Y receptor activity.